Molecule: messenger RNA, 633 nt
Organism: Symbiodinium necroappetens
Lineage: Eukaryota; Dinophyceae; Suessiales; Symbiodiniaceae
Source: the annotation of a GenBank genome assembly
GCGAACGUGUCACCUUACCUGCGGGUCCAGAGAAGCUGUCGCUCUUCGCUCAGCGGUGUUUACGAGCUCCAGGGUUGGAGCCUGCUCGGAAGACCUUGGUACAAGUGCGAGAACAUCAUCACAUUCUCUGCGGUGUACCUUUGGUACGAUGAGCAAUGCGGGGCAGCAUGGUAUUUCAAAAGUACUGCCCCCGACGACGGUGCCGCCUCAUGCACUUUCUACUCGAGGGCCGACAGCCAGGCGAUCUUGCCGCCAGCUUCUGGUUGGCAAACCAAUUGCACGGAGUCUCAGACCGGCCUCUCCCCUGACCAGGUAAGCAUUGUGACAGCGACGUGGUUUGUGUCAUCCGGGUCAUGUGAAAUUCUGCCCGAGAGCCAAUGCAUCACCACCAGCAGCUUUCCGCGGAGAUUCUAUGGAAGCUAUGAGCAUUGCACCAUCCAGGUUGCUGACAACAAUACGUCGCCCAUGCAAGUCCUCGCCUUCAAGACGGGCUCUGAAGACAGCUUCAUGGUCAACGGUCAAAGCUACUCUAGCACCACUGGCCCGGUUGACGUGGUGCCUCAGGGAAGUAUUGAGUGGAGGGCCGACUAUGUUGAUGCUGCCAGCGGCUAUGGCUGGGUGAUUUGCCUUGGU